This is a messenger RNA of Triplophysa rosa, 3537 nucleotides long. RefSeq lists its product as uncharacterized. The record is from RefSeq and is a predicted model, not a curated record. The transcript has a single exon. The coding region runs from base 82 to 3537 and encodes 1151 amino acids. Gene Ontology annotation, molecular function: zinc ion binding; nucleic acid binding; aspartic-type endopeptidase activity. Lineage: Eukaryota; Metazoa; Chordata; Actinopteri; Cypriniformes; Nemacheilidae. Gene Ontology annotation, biological process: proteolysis.
GUUGACAUCGACCUCAGGGAUCAAAUUGCUGCUGAUGCUUUUCUUAAGGGACUGCGCAACCAGAAAGUGGCGUACGAGGUUAUGAACCGUGAUCCUGUGAUGCUGGAUGAGGCACUACGGUUAGUUUCAUCUUAUGAGCACAACUUCAAAGCCACACUUGGACGAGAUUUUGAUCAGAGGGGGAGGACACGUUGUGUAUCCUGGGCUGAUGAAAACACUGACUCUGAUGAAGAGCCACAGACCUUGCAAUCACGUAGAGUGCAGUCUCAGGGCUAUGUGACACAGCACCAGUUGCAGACACUCAUUGACAAAGUUGAUAAGCUCCAGCUAGCCGUAGAGCGGCUGCCACCUCCUUUUUCUGUGGCUCCCAUUCCUGCUGUGAGACCCACCCACCACAUGAAUUCCAGUAUGGCAACCCAGUCAGAAAGGGGCCACACAACUCAGACCCCUUUUAAGCCAAACAGGUACAGACAGCAAAAUAGCAGCCCCACCAGAGCUCCUAGUGGGCCAUGCUUUCUGUGUGGGGAGGAGGGACAUUACAAACGAAACUGCUCACGGUCUCCCAGUCCAUCUGCCAGUCCCCCCAUGAAUACUCGUGCCAGAAUGCAGCCUACAAGUCAAAAUCGUUCAGAAAGCACAGAGCAGAUUCCCUCUAUUGUACAUGUGAGCAGAGCUGAGAGCCGAGGACCCAGUUUGAUGAUCUUGCUUACUGCUGAUGGCGUACCAGUUCAUGCAGUUAUAGACACAGGCGCUGAGGCUACAAUUAUGUCGGAAGAGACAUACAGCAAACUACCUGUUAAAUCUGCUUCAGGACUAAAAAACGUGCAUCUCCGCAAUGCAGAAACUGGAAGAGAGAUGAUAGCAACAGGCGGCGUAAAAGUGGAAUUCAAAAUUGGCACAAAAAUCAUGGAGUGGACAGUUUGCAUUGCGCCAAUCUGCGACACCCUGCUUCUGGGUUUGGAUUUCUUAAAAGCUGCUGAUUUCACCAUACAUGCCUCUGGUAAAGUUUUCAUGGGCUCUGAACUCAUUCCAGCCUACAUAUCGGAAGGCAAGGGGCCAGACUAUGCUGUUUCAAGAGUGAUGUUGGAGAAUGACUUCACUGUGCCGCCAGAGUGUGAAUGUGUAGUUUGGGGUGUGGUGGAUGACCCAAAACCAGAACUCCCUGCUGUUCUAGAGCCUGUUAGCUUGACUGAUGGGGUAUCUUCAGGCAGUGUCAUGAUUAACAUGGAGCAGAGGAUCCCUGUCAGAUUGUGCAACAUCACAGCUUCCAGUAAGUCCUUAUCACAGGGAGCCUGUUUGGGUGUGCUCAUCGAAGCAUAUCCUGACCCUCAAGAAAUUAGCAUGGAGGGAGAGGGGGCCUGCUCAGCUCCACCAAAAGGAGGAGACUCAAUACUACAAGAGCCUAACAAUCAACCUCCAGAUGUGCACCAUGUAAGAAGGGUGUUGCCACCAAAUGCCCUUGACCUCCCAGAACACCUCAAACAGUUGUUCACCUCAGCAAGUGAAAUGCUCACGGAACAGCAACAGCAGAUGUUAUUGGCGCUGCUCAUUGAACAUCAAGCAGUUUUCGCAGCCACUGAGGAUGACCUGGGGAAAUUCUCCUCAUUGAAGCACAGCAUUGACACUGGGGCGUGUAAACCGGUUCGACAGCCAGUGCGACGUACCCCUUUAGGGUUCUGGGAUGAGGAGGAAUCGCAUCUCAAGAAAAUGCUUGACUCAGGUAUUGUGGUUCCCUCAAACUCCGAAUGGGCAUCUCCUAUUGUCCUCGUAAGAAAGAAAGACGGGGGAGUCCGCUGGUGCGUGGAUUACCGCCAGCUCAAUGACCUGACCAUUAAGGACGCAUAUCCUCUGCCAAAAAUAGAGGAGUGCCUGGAUGUGCUGGGUGGUGCAAAGACAUUCUCAACACUGGACCUUCAAUCAGGAUACUGGCAGAUUGAAAUGAAGCUGGACGACAGACACAAGACUGCGUUUGCAACAAGGUAUGGGCUUUAUGAGUACACAAGAAUGCCAUUCGGGUUAUGUAAUGCGCCCGGCACAUUCCAGAGGGCCAUGGAGUUGGUUCUACGAGGCUUACAGUGGGACACCUUAUUGAUAUACCUGGAUGACAUAAUAAUUUUUGGUGAGGAUGUAGAGCAGUGUAUCGAGCGCCUUGCAGAGGUUUUUCGGAGGUUGCAGGAAUACGGACUAAAGCUGAAGCCCUCAAAAUGCCAGCUGUUAAGAGACGAAGUCCUGUUCCUUGGUCACGUUGUGAGCAGUGAAGGAAUUAAGACCAAUCCAGCCCUCAUAAAUGAUGUUAGGGAUUGGAAUCCCCCAACCAGUGUCCAGCAACUCCAGUCAUUUCUAGGUCUUUGUAAUUAUUACAGGAGGUUCGUUGCCAAGUUUGCUGAAAUCGCUGCACCCUUGACAAUAUUACUCAAAAAAGGGAGUCACUUCACCUGGGAAGAGGAGCAGAAAAAGGCUUUUGAACGUCUUAAAAGGAGUCUGACAGCCGCACCAAUCUUGGUGUUUCCAAUUACAUCUGGUCAGUUUGUGCUGGACACCGAUGCGUCCAACCAGAGCAUUGGAGCAGUGCUCUCACAGUUACAGUGGGGGAAAGAGAAAGUCAUCUCUUUUGCAAGCUGUGUCCUCACACCGGCCCACCAGAGGUACUGUGUCACUCGUAAAGAGCUCCUUGCAGUUGUUAGAUUUACAAGACAGUUCCGCCACUACUUGCUGGGGUCUAACUUCAUACUGAGGACGGAUCAUAGCAGUCUAACAUGGCUAUACAGGUUUAAGCGACCAGAAGGCCAACUUGCUAGGUGGCUUGAAGAACUCAGCCAGUACAACUUUGUCAUUGAGCACAGGCCAGGUUCACACCACGGCAAUGCGGAUGCGUUGUCUCGAAAGACUCUGGAUGAGGAAUCUUGUGACUGUUAUCAAGCAGGAAAAGAGCUGGAUAGUUUGCCGUGCAAGGGCUGUCGUUUCUGUCAGAAGCUCCACCAUCAAUGGGCCAGAUUUGAGGAAGAUGUUGAUAAUGUUAUUCCCUUGGCGGUAAGAUGCACACACUCCCUAAACUGUGAGAAUGAUGGUAGCUGCACUAACACUACUAGUGAUGGUAAUGAAGUAGAUGAUGACAACAACCCAUGUCCUUCCGUAAACUGGCUGCAACCGCUGAGUCUCGAGAGUCUCAGGGAAGAACAGUUAGCUGAUCCAGACCUUUCAAUCCUCCAUAAAUGGAUGUCUGAUAGUUCUUUGCCUGCAAAAGAAGAGGUCAUGAUGCAGAGUCCAGCGGUUCGCAAGUACUGGCUGUGUUGGCCUCAAGUGGAAAUGCGAGAGGAGAUCCUCUAUUAUCGAUGGAGUGUUAUUGGAGGUAUGUCAUCAUUGCGCUUGCUUGUUCCUGUUUCCCUGAAGAAUGAAGUUCUCCAAGCCUGUCACAACCCCGCACAAGCAGGUCAUGCAGGGGAGGAGAGGACACUCAUGCGCAUGCGCAGAUAUUACCACUGGUACAAUAUGGCAAACGAGGUGCACCUUUUUCGUCAAAAAGUGCCCACAGUGUAG